Messenger RNA from Ilex paraguariensis (yerba mate), 255 nucleotides. NCBI's taxonomy places the organism in Eukaryota, Viridiplantae, Streptophyta, Magnoliopsida, Aquifoliales, Aquifoliaceae. The record is from the annotation of a GenBank genome assembly.
UAUAAUGCAUCCAGCUUAAAAGAGUUACCGUGCCAAAUAUCUAAUCCUGUUCCAGUGAAAGAGGGCGCUGGUGUUGGAUGCUUGAAGGAUGUUGAUUCGAUGGCAAUGCCUGAAGUUUCAAUGCUAUAUGAAUUGGUUCAGGCAGGACUCACUUCCAUACAUGCUUUUGUUGGGGUGGUAGUUCGUCUGAGGAAGGAAUCGUCACUUGUGAAAGCUAUACCUAUCCUUAUUACAAAAAUUGAUCAAGUGAGGUAG